Molecule: messenger RNA, 4097 nt
Organism: Desarmillaria tabescens
Lineage: Eukaryota; Fungi; Basidiomycota; Agaricomycetes; Agaricales; Physalacriaceae
Product: P-loop containing nucleoside triphosphate hydrolase protein
Exons: 8
Coding region: 101-3994 (1297 amino acids)
Biological process (GO): transmembrane transport
Cellular component (GO): membrane
Molecular function (GO): ABC-type transporter activity; ATP hydrolysis activity; ATP binding
Source: RefSeq, a predicted model, not a curated record
GACAUGGCACUCGAUCGUGGAUCAACGACUGGCCUUUGCUAGCUCCGGGAGCCCUUAGGCUUCCACGCCCAUGUUACUUCCUGCAGAAUUUUGAUACUCCAUGUCCAGCACGGCCGCCAUAGACAUGUCUGCCAUCGACAAGCAGGUAGACAUCGUAGAGACGCCUCGCAUGGUCUCGGACUGGUAUCUCACCGACACACAUCAAGAAAAACUCUCUUUUUCUGCGGUCGCGCCGGUGGAUGUGCAAAUACGGCGGCUUUCGGUGGAGGUCCAUACUGGACGCCGUGGCUGGUUUGCAAAGAAUCAGAACUUGGACGAAGAAAAGGGUGUGUCGAAGGGUCUGUUGUCCCAGAUUGACGCGGAUUUUCCUCAUGCGAGCUUGACUGGGAUUAUUGGCAGCAGUGGUAGCGGCAAAACUACACUGUUGAAUGUCCUGUCGCGACGAAUGCAUGCCAGCAACCUUGCCGUACACGGGCACAUCCUAUACAACAACUCACCAUCUAUCUCCGACAUUACCCACGCCUAUGUUACUCAAACCGAUAUUCUUCUACCGACCCUAACCGUACGCGAAACCCUUAUGUAUGCGGCUGAUCUUCGUCUUCCGGCUUCAAUUACCAGUGUAAAACGGGCUCAACUCGUUGAAGAAAUCAUUCUUGAACUUGGACUGAAGGAAUGCGCCGACACUCCCGUCGGGGACGGAUUCCGUCGGAAAGGAUGCUCGGGUGGGGAACGAAGGCGAGUUAGCCUCGGCGUUCAGCUGCUCGGAAAUCCGUCCGUACUUUUUCUCGAUGAACCAACGACUGGGCUAGAUGCUACCAGCGCAUUUCAAUUGGUGAAGACGCUGCAAAGCAUGGCUAAGAAGGGCAGAACCAUCAUCAUGACGUUACACCAACCUCGUUCUGAGAUCUUCUUCAUGCUUGACAGGGUGACGCUGCUGGCGCAGGGACACACUCUUUACACUGGACCCAUCUCAGAUGCAGUCCCGUGGUUCGAGGGUCACUUGAACCCAAUUGACCAUCAUGUCAACCCCGCCAACUACCUCAUUGAUGCUGCAGCGAUCGACGUCCGGACCACAGAGACUGAGGAAGCAGCACGAGCUCGUGUCAACAGGCUCAUUAGCGCAUGGCACGAAGAGUCGGUUAAACGCUACCCGGAGGGACUUGCAAAACAAGAAACGGAGUCGACAACGACUUUGAUUCCUCGGUCUGCGGUACCUGAUCAUAACAAGGUGCCUGUAUCACGGACAGUGUUUACUCUGCUUUCGCGUACCCUAAAAACGAGUUAUCGAGACCCACUAGGGAUGACAACUUCAUGGAUCGAGGCGGUCUUAAUGGGUGUGGUUGUUGGGUUGGUAUUUUUACAGCUGCCGGAUUCGAUAGCUGGUAUUCGUUCACGGCAAGCAGCACUGUAUACUGCAGUCGGACUUCAAGGCUACUUGAUCGUCAUGUAUGAGGUUUAUCGUUUGACUGUUGUAGAAAUGCCUGUGUUCGAUCGGGAACAUGGCGAAGGGAUUGUUGGAGUUUUGCCCUGGAUUCUGAGCUAUCGCAUUGCCCACCUAUUAUUGGAGGACAUUAUUGUUCCAUUGGUUUUCUGCGCCAUAUCUUAUUUCAUGAUUGGAUUCGCGCCUUCGGCCUCGCGCUUCUUCUUCUACUUUGCGAUCGGCCUGCUCAAUCACUUUACUUCCGUAUCAUUUGCGGGGCUCUCGUCCGCUAUUUCUCGGAAUUUUGCCACUGCGACGCUAGUUGCAAACCUGGCAUUCACUGCCUAUACCUUCGCUUGCGGAUUUUUCAUACAAGGGAAUUCUAUACCUAUAUAUCUGCGCUGGAUCAAGUGGAUAUCGCAGUUGUUCUAUGCAUUUACUGCACUAGUUAAUAACGAAUUUAAGGGCCGAUUUUUUGAUUGUCCGUCUGGAGACGCACGGACAGAUCCCAACUGCAUCACCUAUCGUGGUGACUUUAUCAUCGAGUCUCUUGCUGUUCCGCGAAAGGACUGGACGACCAUUCCGGUCGUUGCUAUGCUUGGCUUCGCCAUUCUGUAUCUCAUCUUCCAAAUCCUCCUCUUGUUUGUGAUCAAGAUCAAUAUCACCGUCCUAGGAACCAAACGCACAGCCGAUGAACCCAAGCAAAAGAAUAUCAAAGUUAUCAGCCGGGCAGCUAAUGCGGUGGCUGGUGUAGAUAUAGAUCUUAUUGAUUACACGCUACACAUCCGCACACGGGGAGGGAAGAGCCGUACAGUCCUGCAAGGCAUCAAUACAUGCUUCGAAGCAGGCAAAGUCAACGUCAUCCUCGGUCCCUCAGGCAGUGGAAAAUCCUCAUUGCUGAACUUGAUGGCGCAACGACUCCAGUCGACUCUACGGACGACAUACGUCGCGGAGGGAGAUCUUGCGCUGAACGGAGUUGUUGCAAAUGGCGACGUUGUGCGCGUGCUUUGUUCAUAUGUGAUGCAGGAUGACGCGGCACUCCUUCCAUAUCUUACCGUUCGGGAGACGCUCCGAUUUGCUGCCGGGUUGCGACUGCCAAGUUGGAUGUCGAAGGAGGAGAAGAGGCAGAAGGCGGAUGAGGUGAUGCAUAAAAUGGGGUUGAAGGACUGUGCGGAUACGCUGGUCGGGACUGAGCUUUCGAAAGGUAUCUCGGGUGGGGAGAAGAGAAGGGUUAGUAUCGCCAUCCAGGUGCUCACGGAGCCUCAGGUGUUAAUGCUUGAUGAACCCACCUCAGGAUUGGACGUGUUCACAGCUGCAUCAAUCAUGGAUGUUCUGCGGCAGCUAGCGGAAGAAGGCCGGACGAUCAUUACAACCCUUCAUCAGAGCUCGUCCGAGUUAUUCAGGCAUUUCGGCAAUGUACUCCUUCUAACCAAGGGAGGGAGGGUGGCAUACUCGGGACCUGCAUGCGAUAUGCUAGAGUAUAUGGCGUCUGUUGGGUUCAAGUGCCCCUCGACAAUGAACCCAGCCGACUUUGCUUUGGAUGUAGUCUCUGUAGAUUUACGCGAGGCCGAGCAAGAGGAACUCAGCCGAGUCAAGGUGGAUAGGCUUGUUGAGGAAUUCCGAAAGCAGACACACAAGGUUGAAGAUCGGAAGAAAACAUCCGGGCUUUCUCUGGAUUUGAAGAAGUAUGAAAAGAAGAUGUCGCCGCUUACAACAUCGUUACCCAUACUUCUGAAGCGCGGAUAUCUGGCAUUUAUUCAUCAGAAAACAGUUCCGGAAGCGAGGUUUGGGAACGUUCUGGGGCUUGGGGUCGUUUCAAGUCUCUUUUUUUCUCCUAUUGGGCACAAUUACAUCAGCAUUCAGAAUCGCGUUGGCUGUAUCCAGGAGAUCCUCCCUUUGUAUUUUGUCGGAAUGCUGCAGAAUAUUGCAGUCUAUCCUGUUGAAAGGGAUAUUUUCUACAGGGAAUACGAUGAUGGAGCAUACUCUAUCGAGUCAUUCUUCAUCGCAUAUGUCCUAUUGGAAUUGCCUUGCGAGGUUCUAUCUUGCUUGAUAUUUUCCGCAUUAACGGCUAUCGCGACCGAUCUCCGGCGGACAGUCAGUAUGUUCUUGGUCGUAUCUCUGAAUGCGCUAUGCAUCGUCAACGCCGGGGAAUCACUCGGUAUCUUAUUCAAUACUUUACUCAACGAAAACACCGGGCUUGCGCUUAAUGUGACCAACGUGAUCUUAUCAGUCGCGAUGUUCAUGGCAGGUCUGAUGAGCUUGGAUAUGCCCGCGUUUCUGAAGGGGCUGAACAAGCUAUCACCCCUAGGCUAUGCGAUCCGAAAUAUCAUGCCAUACGCAUUCCGUGGGCAGGUAUUCUCAUGCGACGAUGAUCAACGGCUUGUCGAUGGCACUUGUGCCGUUAGUUCCGGGGAGCAGGUAUUAGAUAUGUUCGAGCUGGGAGGAAUCGAUGCGCAACUUAAUCUCGGUGCUAUUGUUGUUGCGAUGGUGCUAUAUCGUCUGCUAGCAUAUGUGGUAUUGAAAUUAGUGAAAGCAAGGUUUAAGGUGGAGAGACGGCGCAAGUCCAGAGCAUAGUUUACCCAGGCUGUAAUAUUAUAUACCUAAUCUUCUUAACAAUAACCGUGUUCUAAUGCCUCGCGAAGUAUGACGACUGAUCAGGUAUCAUAUAUCAGAGAUG